UUCUGCGUCAUCGGCAAGCAGAACGAGCCCCUCUACUUCGCCACCUACGACGAGUACGGCGACAAGGGCCUCUACUUCCAGAGCCUCGUCUUCUGCUCGCUGGACAUCGUCGACGAGUGCGUCUCCAUGAAGAAGCGGCAGCAGGACAUGUACCUCGGCUUCCUCUGCCCCGUCGACGAGUUCCAGAUCUACGGCUACACGACGAACACGAACGUCAAGUUCAUCGCCGUCAUCGACGACCGCAAGCGGCCCGUGGAGGAGGAGUGGCGCGCCUUCUUCGCCAAGUGCCACGGUGCCUACGCGGAGUACCUGCGGAACCCGUUCCACGCGAUC
Messenger RNA from Aureococcus anophagefferens, 333 nucleotides. RefSeq lists its product as hypothetical. The transcript has a single exon. Gene Ontology annotation, cellular component: TRAPP complex; cytoplasm; nucleus. The annotation marks the transcript as partial. The record is from RefSeq and is a predicted model, not a curated record. Gene Ontology annotation, biological process: endoplasmic reticulum to Golgi vesicle-mediated transport. NCBI's taxonomy places the organism in Eukaryota, Pelagophyceae, Pelagomonadales, Pelagomonadaceae.